Messenger RNA from Leptopilina heterotoma, 1421 nucleotides. RefSeq names its product putative nuclease HARBI1. The record is from RefSeq and is a predicted model, not a curated record. Bases 248 to 1123 code for a protein of 291 amino acids. Lineage: Eukaryota; Metazoa; Arthropoda; Insecta; Hymenoptera; Figitidae. The transcript is spliced from 4 exons.
GUAAAAAAUAGAAAAUGGCAAAUCAACGGCUUAUAGAUUAUAUUUUAUCAUCGUCAGAUGAUGAAGAAUUUUUUUAUGCUGAUCGAAGACCACAAAUUUAUAGAGAACGACGAAAUUUUUUCGAAGAGUUUGAUGACAUUGACUUUCAAACUCGUUUUAGAUUGUCAAAGAAUAGUGUUAAUGAAGUGUUAACAGAAAUAAGAGCUGAAUUAGAACAUAGAACACAACAAAAUAAAGCAAUUCUCCCAUGAAUCAACUUUUACUUACACUGAGAUUUUAUGCAACUGGAAGUCAUUUGAUUUCAGCUGGGGAUUUUUCCGGUGUCAGUAAGACAAGUGCACAUAGAAUUGUACAUAGAGUAACUAUUGCUAUUGCUCGACUACGACCGAAUUAUGUAAAAUUUCCAGUAAUAGCGGAUGCUAUAAAACGUAAACAGAUAAAAUUUUUCAAUUUUGCUCGAUUUCCGAAAGUUUUAGGAGCCUUGGAUUGCACUCAUAUUAAAAUUCAAUCACUUGGUGGGAAUGAAGCAGAAAUUUUUAGAAAUCGUAAAGGAUACUUUUCUAUGAACGUUCAAGCAGUAUGUAAUAAAGAUUUGGAAUUUAUCGACAUUGUAGCUCGAUGGCCUGGAUCAGCUCAUGAUAGUACUAUUUUCAACAACUCACGAAUACGAGCCUUGUUUGAAGCUGGUACAUUUGGUGACAGAUUAUUGAUAGGGGAUAGUGGCUAUCUACUUCGUUCAUAUAUUAUGACACCGCUUCUCAAUCCAAGGACACGCAAUGAACAAUUAUAUAACGAAUCUUUAAUAAGAACGCGAAACACCAUUGAAAGAACUUUUGGUGUAUGGAAAAGGCGAUUUCCCAUUUUAGCUCUGGGAACCAGAUUUCAAAAAAUGGAUUCAAUAAUGGCAAUGAUAGUUGCAACUGCAGUAUUACAUAAUAUUUGUCGAAAAUCAGGAGAGCCAUUACCACCAGAUGAUCCUCAAGUACAAUUACCUGUGCCAUGGGAACAGAUCUUGGAGGAAGGAAGAAUGCCAGAGGUACAUAAUGGACCAAAUAUCAGGUUACAAGGGAAUCAAGUUCAACAAUCACUAAUCAAUGGAUACUUCAGAAUGUUGCUGCAAUAAUACAGGAUGACGUACGUGAAUAUGUUACCUGUGCCAUUGGAACAGAGCUUGGAGGAAGGAAGAAUUAAGAAGAAGAAUUAUUGAUUAUUACACAUGUACAGGAAUGUACAUUGUUUUGAAAUUCAACAUAAAUUUUUUUGGCAUAAUUUUAGUAUAUUUUUUAUUUCUUUUGAUUGUUGUGAUUGUUUAUAAAAAAUGGAAAAAUAUAAUUUUUACCUAUGCAUAAUAAUACUUUUAAGUAUAAAUAAGUGUCAAUCGAAAUUAGCAAAACUAUACAAAAAAUAAAGCAAUUAUAUGU